UGAGAAGCGCGCCGCCUGACGUCAGGUCUGAAACACAUUUAUUUACACCGGCUACCGGCUACACUAUGGCAAACGAAGGUGCGGACGAGCUCGCCGCACCAAACGAUACUGUCAUGCCGACGGCAGCUGCUGUAUUGCUCAUUGUUGGUGAACCAGCAACCGAGGAUCACAGAAGUUUGAUUUUGGAGAAGAUUUCUAAAGGAUUCAAGUCUUGGGAUAUUGAGGCCAGUGGUUGUGAUAUCAAUGAAGCACUAAGAGCCAUUGCUACAGAGGCACCAGUGGGGAAAGAUGGAUUGAAUGGUGAACACAUUGUUGAACAUCAGUCUGAGACACUCUAUGCCCAAGUACUGGUCAAUCCACAAGUCCAGACAGUCAGAAAUGCUUUGAAGAAGUUUCUUCUUAUCAACACUCUUCACAAGCAUCUCAUCUAUGCUGGUCAUGCCUUUCAAGGUUCUGGAGGAUGGAUACUUCAAGAUGAUGUUUUUUCCUACAAUAAUUUUGCUCACUGCUUUCGUGAGGCAGAUGUAGAAAAUGGGCUGAAGAAGCAGAGUGGUGGAACCCUUAGUAUCCACACUUUUGACGAAGGAGAUUGGAGCAAUGAACAUAUUGCCAAGCAGGACUUUUCUAAGUUGCUUCAAAUUGCAGUUAAUCCAGAAGGAAAACUGACUGAGAUAACUGGUAUUCUGCAGUUCACUGCCUAUGUCUCCUAUUUUGUCAAGGUUAAGCUGCCACAAGAUUUGUUGCAGUCAACUGAGGUGGUUGGCAACAUUCGCUUUAGUAAGCCUACUCUGUAUAUAUUUCCUGGAUGCCAGGGUGACUCUGCUUUAUUUGGUGUUAGUGGCUUCAAUUUGCUUAUAAAUGGUGGAUAUAGCAGGAAAGCAUGCUUCUGGGACUUCACGCGCCAUUUGGAUCGUAUAGAUGCUAUGCUCCUUACCCAUCUUGGGGCUGAUAAUCUGUUUGGAGUCAGCAAUGUCAUCCAGAGAAAGGUAGCUCAGAAUGUCCACCCAGAAAUUGGCUUUGUGUACUUUAAUGCAGUAGAAAAGAGCAAGCACUCUCCUAAUGGUGAUACCCUGCCCGAGGCCGAUUCCCAUAAAGAUGCCAGUUUGCUAGUCAACUUAGCUGAAGAAGGCAUUAGGCUGGUUGAAAGUUUGAAGCAGUUGGGCCAUCCACCCUCUCCAUGUAUGCGUAAUUUAUCAGAUCCAAAUAUCACACCAAUCAAUCUGUACCACAAAGUGGGACAUGGCACACUUGACAUGUAUGUCCUGAACCCAGUUCAAGAUAGUAAAGAGUUGAAAGAUUUCUUGCAUCAGUGGAACAAACAAACCAAUCACUUCAGUUCAGCCAAAUCAGCAGUGAAAGUGAAUGACAAAUCAUACCACAUUCCUCUGCCCAACAUGUUGUCAAUCUGUGCUCUUCUUGUAUGGCGUCCAGCCAAUGCCAAUGAAAGUAUCAAUAGAAUCUUAUUCCCUGGUAGUGCCCCACAAUACAAAGUAUUUGAAGGACUAGAAAGACUCAAGCAUCUAGAUGUCCUGAAGCAUGCCCAAUGCACAGCCAACAGCUUGAAUGUCAGUAGUAAACCUUCCAGCAGGAAAGUUUCAUCUGCAGGAAAGCUGAGUUCAAGACCUGUGUCAGCUAAGCCCAUUCAGAAAACUGUUGUGGAAAAAACAGAAAAGAAGAUGGAAAGGAAACCAAGAGAUGUCAGGUCUCCUAAGGUUAAGGACAAGAAAGAAAAGAAAGAUGCUGAAAAGUCACCAAGAAAGAGAAGCCCUAGUGAGACACCUGUAGAUUCUGCCACAGCGUCAAAAGAACCAACACCACCAGUUUCAAAAGAACCCACUCCUCCACCAUCUAAAGAACCCACUCCUCCACCAUCUAAAGAACCUACUCCCCCACCAUCUAAAGAACCAACACCCCCACCAUUUAUAGAGCCAACACCAGAAUUAGAUGUCAUGAAGGAAGGCAGUCCAGCAGUAGAUGAAGACAUUGUACAGUCUGGAGGAACAACACCUCGUGAAGAAAGUCCUGUUCCUCUUGCUGGCGAACAUGGAGUAGCCCAUGAUUCUGAAGAACAUGUGGCAGCAUUGCAGGGAACCAGUGCUGAAGAGGGUUUACUGAUUGAUACCUCUGGUAUCAGUGCACCGGCCCCAAUUGAUAUAUCCUCAUCAGAGGAUAAACAAGAAGUUCAUGAUGAAGUAGAAGAGGUGCCAUUUGAAGACAUCACAAAGUCAUCAGAAACACAAGCAAAGACAGAACCCUUGGAAGCUUGGCCUGAAGGCCAGGUCCAAGAAGCACCAGCAGAGCUUGGAUCUCCAGAACCAUUGCCAGAUCCAGAUAAAUUUGAUGCCACAGGAUUUGAGAUGGCUGCAGCAGAGGUACCAUUAGUAGAGAAAGAGCCAAAACCAAUUGACAGACAAAUAGCUGAUGAAAAAGAUAUUGACACCCAAGAAACUGAAAAAGAAGCAGAAGCAUUUGGGCGAUCAGAGGAAAAGGUUGAAGAAAUUGAAGAAGCGCUGGAUAGUGCUGAAAGGGCAGGUUCCGUUGAAGAUGAAGUGCCAAUAUUGGAGCAACAAAAAACUGAUUUUGAAAAAGUGAAAGUGAAUGAAGAAAAGAUUUCAGAAGAACAGGCAGUAAAACUGUUAAAAAAUGAGGAUCUCCCUGAAGCAGAACCAGUUUUAGAAAGCUCCCCAGAAGAUUUGAUGGAACAAAAGGAAGAAGUAGCUGCAGAUGAGACAGUACCAAAAGAGGAAGUUAUGGAUAAAGUAGAUGCAGAUGAGGCAGUAGCAAUAGAGGAAGUUAUAGAUAAAAUAGCUGCAGAUGAGGCAGUUGAGACAGUACCAGAAGAGGAAGUUAUGGAUAAAGUACUUGCAGAUGAGGCAGUACCAAGCAAGGAAGUUAUAGAUGAAGUAGCUGAAGAUGAGGCAGUACCAAGACAGGAAGUUAUAGAUGAAGUAGCUGCAGACGAGGCAGUACCAAAAGAGGAAGUUAUGGAUAAAGUAGUUGCAGAUGAGGCAGUACCAAAAGAGGAGGUUAUAGAUGAAUUAGCUGCAGAUCAGGCAGUACCAAAAGAGGAAGUUAUAGAUGAAGUAGCUGCAGAUGAGGCAGUACCAAAAGAGGACGUUAUGGAUAAAGUACCUGAAGAUGAGGCAGUACCAAGACAGGAAGUUAUAGAUGAAGUAGCUGCAGACGAGGCAGCACCAAAAGAGGAAGUUAUAGAUAAAGUAGCUGCAGAUGAGGCAGCACCAAAAGAGGAAGUUAUAGAUGAAGUAGCUGCAGAUCAGGCAGUACCAAAAGAGGAAGUUAUAGAUGAAGUAGCAGCAGAGGAGGCAGUACCAAAAGAGGCACUUAUGGAUAAAGUAGCUGCAGAUGAGGCAGUACUAGAAGAGAAGGUUAUAGAUAAGAUGAUGGUAGAGAAUCAACUGACUCAAAAAACUGAAUUAGAACAUAAAGAUGAAGUUGUCUCUGAAACACUAGUAGAAGAACAAUUGGAAGUAAUUGAAACACACGAAAAAGAAGAAAAGGUCACUGAAGCACCAGCUUACACCCAAAUAGAUGAAGAAAACAUACUGCAAGAUGCAGUUGAGUCAGAAAAAAAAGAUGAAGACCAAGAUGAAAGUGUUGAAGGGACUGAGACUGCGCCUACAAAUAUCCUGGCAACUAUUUCAGCUACUUCUACUGAAAAGGAAACAGAUGAGUUCAGUGGAGAAGAGACAGCAGAUCAAACAUCCAUGAUUCAAGAACAGGGACCUGAGACAAAAGUAGAGGAAAAUGUUGAAAAAGAAACCCAGAGGGAAGAAUACAUGUCCACAGAGAGAGGCACCGUUUGUGCAGAAGAACCUGAGGAAAAAGAAGAUACUGAUUUUGAGAAGGCAAUAGCCAAAGAUGCAGAAAUUGCAAUAAAAGCAGCACCUGUGGCUGCAGCUUUAUCUGAUGGAAUUGGCUCAGAACUAGAAGAAAGAGAUGUCCAAGAAUUGGUAAAACCUGCUGUAGAAGAGCAUGAAGAGAAAAAUACAGAACCGAAGGAACAAAAAGAAAUUAUGGCUGAUAAAGAUGUGUAUGAGGAAACUGCAGAAGAUGAAGAAAAAGAUGAGAAUGAUCUGUGUAAGGAAAAAGAUGUAGUACCAGAAACUGAUAAAAUAGAAGUAGAAGAAGAAAGAAAAAUCCAAGAAUUGGAAAAGACACCAGCUAAAGAACAUGAAAAGAAAGGUACAGAAGAGCAAGAAGAAGAUUUAACUGAUAAAAAUGUCUAUAGAGAAACCGAAGAAGAAGACAAAAAAGAUGAAGGUGACCUGUUCCAAGAAAAAGAGGCAGAACCAGAAACUGAGAUGGUAGAAGAAAUAGAAGAAGAGGAAAGAGAAAUUCAAGCAUUGGAGAAACCAGCAAGAGAAGAACAGGCUAAGAAAGAAACAGAAUCACAGGAAAAAGUAGAAUGUGCUGUAGAAAAAGAUGUCUAUGGAGAAACUGCAGAGGAAGAAAAAGAUGUAGAACCAAAAUAUGAGAAUGUAGAAGAAACUGGAACAUUGCCAGUAAACACACAAAGUGAAGGUGAAAAAGAUGAAAAUUCAGAAGACAUAAAAGUACCUUUGACAAGUAAACAAGAUGAAUGUGUGCUUAUGGAAGAGUCAAAGAUAUCAAGAUAUGAAGAAAAAUUGGAGGGUUCCAUGAUAGAUGAGCCAACAGAUAAAACACCCAUAGAUUUAGAAACUGAGGAAAAUGCAGCACAAGUUGGAGGAAAGCAGAUUCAUUCUGCACCUGAACCUAAUGCUCACCUUGUAGAUACAUGUGAAAUAUCCAAAAAAGUGAAAGAGGACCAGUUUGAUGAAGAGGAAGAAAAGGAAGUAGUUACUGAAGACAUUAAAUCACAGCAUACAGAGACAGAUGAAACAUUGCCACCAGAAGUUGAAGCUUCUGAUGAUUUAAGGGCUAUGGUGGAAAGUGCAAUGGAUGAACAGGACACUGUACCUGAAGAUGAUGCCAUGAAGGAAGUGGAGAAGGAAGAACCAUUGGAGAAAGAAAGAGUUUUUGAUGAGAUCCAAAUCCCCAAAAAUGAUAUAGAAAAAGAACUGGCUGCCAAAUCUUUUUCUGCAGUCAUUGAUGGGGAAAUGCAUCAACAAGAUGGUAUUGGAAAGGACAAGGAUGACCAGUUAGAAAUAAAAGGUAAAGAAUCUGAAGAAGAUGAAGGAAUUGCUGAUACAGAAACCCCUACAUCUCCCCUAGAAGGCAUGGAUCCUGAUAUAGAAAAAUGCCAAGAGCCAGCAGAUGUAAAUGAAACAGAAAAUCUUCCUCACUUAAAUGUGGAAUCAAGGCUUUUGGAAGAGACUGCUGUGGAUGAAAAUGAUAUACAGAAAGAAAUACCUUCUGAAAAAGAAGUUACCCCUGAUAUUGGCAGUGAAAAGUUAACAAAAGCAGAAUUAGAUUCAGAAGAGGAAGAUGAGGACACAACAGCUACUGCCCCACCUGUGGAGGAAAUUUCUACUCCUGGUGAAGAGUUGCCUGUUGAUAAAGCAUUCCUCUCUGGGCCUCUUUUAAGUGAUGACUUAAGGGCUAUGGUAGAACAAUCCAUGGGUGAGGAGACAUCCAAACAGAAGAGUAUUUUACAAUCUGAAGUGGCCAGCAGCUCAAAACCAGAUCUUCUCUCAGACCACAUGGAUGAUGAAAGGUCAACAGCAUAUAGCCAUGCUUCUGAGAAAACCACAGAUGAAGAAUUUGAUCCUUUGAAAGAAUGGGGUAAGCCUAUGGGACUUCCUGCACCUCCACCCCCACCUGCUGAUGAGAGUGGUCAAGGUGACAAGGCAAAGAAACCUAGGCCAGCUUCCACUUCUAAAACUACACACACCAGAGCCAAGAAACCAGCAGCUGAUUCUCCAAAGGACACAAAUCCUAAUCUCAAGAAACCAAAGACCACCACAAAAACUACUCCCAGAACUGGAACACCUACUUCCAAUGCUACUAAUGGAAAGAGAGAAAAGUCAGCAGACAAUAAGGUCACAGAGGCAAGAAGAAGACCCAUGUCUUCAACUCCAGUUACAGCUACAAAGACAGAAGUCAGAAAAACCAUCACCAAAUCUACCACUAAACAUUCUGACAGAGUGUCUUCAAAGUCAAGAUCAACCCCACCUCUUGGCCCAGUCACACCAUUCUAUUUGGAUCUGACCUAUGUUCCAUACCAUGGCAGUCCCCAUUACUGUGAUGUUGAUUUCUUCCGUCGUGUGAGAGCUCGAUACUAUGUCUUCAGUGGCUUGCAUCCAUGUCCUAACACCUUGAAUGCACUUCUUGAGGCUAAGAUGACAUGGGAAGAGAAGGACAUACCAGUGACCAUAAUACCAACAUACGACACAGAUACACUGCGCCAUUGGAUGGGCAUGCACCGUGAUCAGCUAGGGCAGCUGAAGAUUGAUGUUGCACCCUCUGCAAGCAGAUGCACCAUCCAGUUGCAGGAUCAUGAAACUAGCUGUGCUGCUUAUAGACUUGAAUUCUAAGUGUUUUUUUUACCAAGCUAAACAUCUAAAAUUUGGAUGGAGUACCUUGGGGUUUCUCUUUAAUGCUUUAGUAUACAUGUAUCAUCCGUUAAGGAUGUGUGGCUGUCAGCAGAAAUUGAUGCUUUCUGCAGUUCAAGGUAUUCAGUGAUUGCUCUUUGGCUAUCUACAGAACUUAGUGUGCAUUUGGAACAUUUUUACAAGUUUGAAAGGAUAUACAAUGAAAAAUUGAUAGUGCCCCAUCCAGGCACUUUUCUGAUUGAUUAGUUUUUUGUUUCAUUACAUGUGAUAAUUUCUUAUGAAAGGCCCUUGACACAAUUAUGGGCAUAGAGUUACCCCUCUCUAUUUGAAUAUUGAAAGGAAAAAAUAGGAACUGCCACUCAUGGAUCAAGACUUAGAAAUGCAACAGCUACUAAAUUAACUUGUGUGAUUUGAAUUAACUGAGAUGAUGCAUUGCAAUUGUUUGUGACUUAUGUACUAGGAGUUGUUAAUGUCAUAUCAAUUAUACACAAAUGUCACAAUGAAAUAUGAUAUUGAUUUGUAGCAGCUUACUGUAGUUUUGUCAGUGUUAUAGUGACAUAUUCAUUGUAUAAAAAUAUUACGAAAUGUACAUCUAUUUGAAAUUGUUCUGAUUUUGUUUGCAAAUUGCAAUGUUCAAGCUUACAAGUGCUCUCAUUGUUAGUUUGCAUAAAAGUUUGAUUAUGGAAGCUUGAGAAGUGAGAGAGGGCAUAAAGAUACAGUAAUGGUAGAUUGUAAUGUAGUAUUGGAGUUUUAUUGCAAAUUAAUUGUAGGAGGAGUAUGACCAAAUUCAUGUUGCUUCAAGUGCCUAGUAUAUAAAUCAGCAUUUUUGCUCAUUUGCUCAGUAACUGUAUUAAGCAUGUACCCAUAGUUUCAACCAGUCUCGCUUAAGGGAAAAGCAUUGUGCUUACCCAUCAGACAUUUUGUUCAAUAUAAAAUGAUCAUUGAUUCGAAAAGGACUGGGUUUUGCCUUUAACCUUUUGAAGGAAUCACAAAAUCACAUUGGCAGAUAAGUGAUAUACAUAUGAAUAUGCACAUGUUGAGAUUUGUAAUGUAAUAACAUAAGGUAGAGUUGAGUAUCAAGAUGGAUGGCACUGGCAUUUAUCACUUGUACACAUUAUAAUUGAUAUUUUCUCCCUUCUUUUGAACAUGUGUCUUUGCAAUAGUUUACAUUUACAUUUUUGUUUGACUGCUGCUUUUUGUGACCACAUUUUGUUCACAAAGCUUAAAUACUGAUUUUUUGCACGAUUUCCAAAAUUAGUAAUUGUAUUUAAGCUGAACAAAGUAAGGACACUUAGUCUUGUGGAUAACUGACCAUAAUUUAUCCAGUUGCUCAAUGUAUCACUUUUCAGAGUACAAAUUCCAUUUCCAGUUAAAAGAAAAACUUCUCUGUUUACUGAAAGCCAUAUUGAAUACCAGUGUUGAAUAUAUAGCGUGGUUUAAGCCAAGAUAAAUCUAGAUAAGAUAUUAUCAAAGCUCAGCAGAUGGCCUCCAAGGAACAUUUUACAGGAAACUGGAUGCAUAGAGGAAUCUUAUUCUAAGACCAGUUUAAAUUUAGAGAUAUUCCAAUUUUUACAGUAAUUAUAAAUAAACAUUAGGAUAAAAGCAAGUAUUGGUAUGAUGUAUGAAAAAAAUACAUUAUUCAAAUUAUGAAUUAAGAUUGAUUAGAAAUUAUGUUAAUGCAGCAGAUAAAUAAUACAAAAGAAUGUUAAGUGCUGUUCAUUUUAAGAAAGUUAUUCCUUUUUUAUUAUUUUAUUUAAAUAGGUCAUUUAAAAUGUAGCUGAUGCAUAGUAGUAUUGAGAUGUACAACCUGAAUGCCCGAAGUAUUUUAAGAUUUGCAGGUAAAGGUUUAGUCAGACAAUCUGCAGGAGAAAGAAUUUGUAAGCUGGAUAGUGAUUGUAGCCGUUUUUUGAAAAAAAAUGUACCUCUGUUUGAAGUUACUGAAGUACUAUUAUUGUGCAAUGCUUGUAUGUCUUACAAGAAAGACAUUAAAUUGUUGAAUUGCUAGUUGUAAUAGAUAGAGCUCCAUGUAUUACACUAAAGCUGAUUCAGUUACAAAUAUAAUAUCAGUAGAUGUUUAGCACGUUUUGUACGUUUUUGCCAUGUUGCAUUGCCUUUAUCCAUAAACCGCAUUUCUGCUUAAUAACAGAAUAUUCUGCAAGUGUCAUUUUUUCAUUGUUUUUAUGCCAUAUAGUUGGUAUGAAGUAAUACUAUGAAAUCUGCUACAGUUAAGGGAUGCUAUUUAUAUCCGUCUUUGUAUCUAUACUACUUGCAAUAUUUCAUUUGGAAUGUUAGCUCUUUUGAUGCACUAAAUUAACCAAAAGAAAAAAAAACUGAAAAAUUGUUGUACUAAUAAAAUAAAUUAUCAGAGGGAAAAACAUUUCUACAAAUAACUACACUAACAUUCCCUUUAUCAUUGCAUAAAAUGUUUUGUGCCAGUCAUACUUCAACAUAUUGCAAAAUUAAAAUUUCUGCAGCAUUAUGCACAUUUAUCACAUCACAGUGGCUAGCAUUCCAAACUUUCCUCUCAGUGUGUUUAAAUUCUGUCAAUAAAAUGUCAAAUUUGAGAAGCUAAGUACCAGCUUUUGCACAGGCUGAAAAUAAAAAACUUUUUCCUGGAA
Lingula anatina is the source of this 9112-nucleotide messenger RNA. RefSeq lists its product as uncharacterized. The record is from RefSeq and is a predicted model, not a curated record. Gene Ontology annotation, biological process: regulation of microtubule depolymerization; dendrite development; microtubule cytoskeleton organization. Gene Ontology annotation, molecular function: microtubule binding; actin binding. Gene Ontology annotation, cellular component: synapse; cytosol; neuronal cell body. NCBI's taxonomy places the organism in Eukaryota, Metazoa, Brachiopoda, Lingulata, Lingulida, Lingulidae.